Acanthocheilonema viteae is the source of this 372-nucleotide messenger RNA. NCBI's taxonomy places the organism in Eukaryota, Metazoa, Nematoda, Chromadorea, Rhabditida, Onchocercidae. The record is from the annotation of a GenBank genome assembly.
AUGGCCUCGAUUAGUACACCAACGAGUGCGUCAAGUUCUCCCGAAUCCCCGAUCCCGGAUUUAUUGGCAGUUUGUGCAACGCAUUACGGGAAUGUUUGGCAGCGAGACGAUAGGCUUUCGGUCGAGCUUUCUCGAAACGAUUCAGCAGGUGAAGCAUUUGGAUUUAUCAUUUUCGUAAACACGGUAUUUCAAAAAUACCCCAUUACUUCAUACUUAUCUGAUCGCCAUGGUAUAUGGUGGUUCGGCAAAUCAUUCGCUUAUUCAUUUAUACGCAAUAAAGCUUUUUCAAAGGUCGUUGCUUCGUUGGGCGUAGUAUCACAUAUCAGUGUAAGCGGUUAUGAUGCGGUACUAGCCCUGAGGGUUGUGAAUUGA